CAGUCAGGCGUAGAAGUGUGAACAGACGUCUAUUUGAGCAGUAGAUUUAAUCACUGAAACAAUAGCUGAACUCAUUAGUCUGGAAAACAACUUUCAUCGAAAUUUAACAGCCAGUCGCCGUCUGCAUUAAUCAGAUCAGGCACUCAGGAGCAGGACUACCCGAAAGUGAGGGUGUCCACUCCAGUAAUCUAACACAACUUUUUAAGAGGCUUUAGUUGCGGAACGAACUAGCCAACUGACAUGGCCGUGUCGAGCAGCCCGAAUCCAAAAACCUUGGAGGAUCUGACGCUGGACUCUGGCUAUGGUGCCGGUGACUCCUAUCGCUCGCUUCCCUCAUCCAGAUGCAACUCCCAGGCGCACACCAGUGCACCUCAUCGCUCAGGAUGGUGUUGCAACGGGGGUUCGAUGAACAGCCGCAACAACAGUUGGGAUACGGUAAACACAGCGCUCCCAGAAGAGCCAGAGGACGUACUUAACAAAUGCCCCCGGCUUCCAGACCUGGAAGAGUUCCCCUGGACUGACGACGAGGUGGCGAAAGUCCUGCAGAAAGUGUCCGGGGAGGAUGCGAGGUUUUCGACUGAGGCCGUCCGGAGAUUAUCUCUGCUUCUGCGAAGGGCACUGCUACGGAUCUCAAGAGAGGCACAGCGUCUCAGUGUAAUGCACUGCCGUUGCACUCGCUUCGAGGUCCAGAGCGCCGUCCGCCUGGUUCUUAGCUGGGCUCUAGCUGAGACAUGUGUCUCGGCAACGGUCAAAGCCAUCUCCCUUUUCAGCAUGAGCUCCGGGGAGAUCCUGCGUAAAGGCAAAUCCGCCCGCUGCGACCUCACCUUACAAGUCGGACGAUUUUUUCGCUGGAUGGUGGACACUCGGGUUUCGGUGCGCAUUCACGAACACGCAGCGAUUUGUCUUACCGCAUGCAUUGAGAGCCUGCUAGAGGAGAUAGGAUGCCGGGUCUUGCUUUGGCAUAGACAGACAACACAUGGCGGUUUCGGUGGCCCCGCGCUUGUUGGAGUGGAUGCUGUGGAAGCAGUUGUCAACAACGAUGCUGAACUUUAUGGAGUCAUGCUGCAGUACGAGCAUCUGAUUUGCGGGAAAAAUGCAAACGGUGAGCUGUCUCUGCCUGCCCGGUUUAGCCGCUACUCUGAGGUGGAUGUCGGGGUGGAACGACGGGAAGACGCCUAUGCCCAGCUGGAGCUGCGCACCCUGGAGCAGGCCCUUCUGGCCACCUGCGUGGGCAGCAUCUCCGAGCUCAGUGAUCUGGUGUCCAGAGCUAUGCACCACAUGCAGGGUCAGAGCUCUGCAGGCCCAGGUCUCAGCCCUCUCCAAACUGGCCACAGGCAGCUAAUCUCCUGGUCACCUGAUGCGCUACACACACUCUAUUACUUCCUGCGCAGCCUACAGAUGGAAUCUCUGGAAAACCCCAACCUGGAGCCACCCAGAAUGGCCCUCAAUCGAGAAAGGCCCUUUGUACUGCUGCCUCCGCUGGGGGAAUGGAUGCGCGUGUCCCUGGCUCACGCAGAGCACCGGAGGAGUCUGCUGCUAGACAACGACGACGUGAGACAGGCCGCCAGGCUACUGCUGCCCGGGCUCGACUGUGAACCCAGACAGCUGAGGCCAGAGUGUUGUUUCAGCUCCUUUAAGCGUCUGGACUCCAGAGCGGCCACGAACAAGUUCAACCUGGACCUGGGCUUCAGGAUGCUCAACUGUGGACGCAGCGAUUUGAUUGGACAGGCCAUACAGCUGCUGGGACCAGAGGGCGUGAAUACUAAAGAUGACCAGGGGAUGACUCCUCUGAUGUAUGCAAGUGUGGCUGGGGACGAGGCUCUUGUGCAGAUGCUGGUUGAUGCAGGGGCCAGCCUUGAGGUGACGGUUCCGGCCUGCUCGUCCACUCAUCCUUCUGUCCAUCCGGACACACGGGAUUGGGUGGCUCUGACGUUCGCUGUUCUGCACGGGCAUUUGUCUGUGGUUCAGUUACUCUUGGAUGUGGGAGCAGAUGUAGAGGGUGCUGCCAGCAAGGGUGGGCAUCAGGGCUGGGCACCCACUCCCUUACAGCUGGCAUCUGCUGCAGGUAAUUAUGAGAUGGUGAGUCUGCUCUUGGAUCGAGGGGCGGAUCCUCUGCUACAGAUGCAUUGUGGGGCUGCUCUGACAUCAUCGCUGUAUGAGGACAUGAACUGCUUCAGUCAUGCUGCUGCUCACGGACACAGGAAUGUGCUGCGUAAGCUACUGUCCCACCCGGAGGGCCGGCAGGAUGAGGUGCUCUCCCUGGAGGAGAUCCUGGCUGAGGGCCUGCAGGACUCCAGACCGCAAACAGGCAGAUCCAGCCAGCAGGGGGCCCCGCCGAGACUAUGCAAGGCCCGGAUGAGAGCCCUGCAGCAGGCCUGCCUGCACAGCGCAGAACAUGGCUACCUAGACGUUACGAUGGAGCUCCGUACACUGGGUGUGCCUUGGCGGCUCCACGUGUGGCUGCAGUCCCUCCAGAGCGCCCAGCGGCAGUCCAGGAGCGACGUGCUCCUGUCCCUCCUGUCAGACUUCACCUCCAUCGGCCGUGAGGAGUAUUCCCAGGCCCUGGUCUCUGACGGUCUACCACUCAUGUUCAACAUCUUCAGAACUACCCAGAAUGAUGAGCUCAUGAGACAGCUGGCGGCCAUCUUUAGUCACUGUUUUGGCUCUGCUCCUCCUCCUCCUGUUCCAGCGGCACGGGACACACCCUCCGCACAGCUGGAUGCCCACUUCCUGAAUAACCGGGAGAUGUCUGACGUGACAUUCGUAGUUGAGGGACGGAUGUUCUACGCCCACCGGGUUCUGCUCAUGUCUGUUUCAGACAGGUUCAGGGCCUUGCUUGAGCCGACGCCCUCUAGUGGACUGCGAGAGCAUAAACCCAUCCCUAUUACCAAUGUCACUUACACCACCUUCCAGAGAAUGAUGAGUUAUUUGUACUGUGGUGGCAGUGAGUGUCUCAGAGCUCCUCUAUCAGACCUACUGGAGCUCCUGGCAGUGGCCAAUGCUUUCCAGGUGGGGGCGCUGAAGAGGCAGUGUGAGAUGCUGUGCUCGGACAGAAUUCAGCUGGACAAUGCUGUACGCCUCUACCUCAAAGCUAAGACAUUUGGAGCAACAGAGCUGGCUGUGUUCUGUGAAGGCUACUUCCUCCAGAGGAUGCCGGACCUCCUCGAGAUGGAGGACUUUCAGAGCCUCCUUCGCCCCUCCUCAGGGUCACCUGCAGUGAGGUCACAGCUGGACCUCCUGCCCCUGGAGGGCCUGCAGACCACGCUGAGCCGCCGCCUACUCUCCCUCUGUGUGCCUGUCCAGGGCUGAGCUGGACAAGGGACACGGACCUCAUCUCAUCAGUGGAACCAAUGAG
Molecule: messenger RNA, 3355 nt
Organism: Alosa alosa (allis shad)
Lineage: Eukaryota; Metazoa; Chordata; Actinopteri; Clupeiformes; Clupeidae
Product: ankyrin repeat and BTB/POZ domain-containing protein 2-like
Exons: 17
Coding region: 241-3309 (1022 amino acids)
Molecular function (GO): protein heterodimerization activity
Source: RefSeq, a predicted model, not a curated record